Brassica napus (rape) is the source of this 837-nucleotide messenger RNA. Its product is annotated as F-box protein DOR-like. The record is from RefSeq and is a predicted model, not a curated record. Lineage: Eukaryota; Viridiplantae; Streptophyta; Magnoliopsida; Brassicales; Brassicaceae. The transcript has 4 exons. The coding region runs from base 1 to 837 and encodes 278 amino acids.
AUGGAACUUUGGUCUGAAAGUGGUGAGUGGAUCUCUGCGAAGCACCAAGUUCUGACAUUAGGAACCAAGAAUUUGUCAUGGAGGAUGGUCGAAUGUUGCAUACCACAUAAUUGUUCUGAUAAGUGGAUAUGCAUCAGUGGUGUUAUUUACUACGAAGCUCCAGACAACUGGGCUUCCAUGCGUUCCAUGGUAGUUUGUUUUGAUUUGAGGUCUGAGAAGUUGAGCUUUGUGAAUUUCAUGGAAACUUCCAGUAAAGAAAUGCCUGUUUCAACAACUCUGAUAAACUACAAUGACAAACUAGGUUUGCUUAUGUCGGGAGAUUCUGAUGAUAAUAGUGGUUAUGGUUGUAUUUGUGGAGAAAUUUCAGAGGACAUGCACAUUGCUGGAAUGGUUGGUGUUAAUGAAAUCGUAUUGACCCCCUGGUACAAAUCCGUGCCUCCCUAUGUCAUCUACUUCAACGUUGAGAGAAAGACCAUCACAAAAGUUGGAAUUCGAGGAAUGGAAGCGUUUCGGGAAGCUGAUCCAUAUGCAUGUAGGCAUGUAGGUAGUAACAAUAUGAACUUUUCUGAUGAAGAGGAAGGUGAAAACCUCAAGACGGUCAAAGAUGGAAUUAGGUCUGGUUCAGAUAAUGAUCAAGAUGAGAGGAUUUAUUUUGAAGAGCAGAAUGAUAGUUGUAGCAGUAAUGAUGAUGGCACAGAGAUGGAAUGUGAUGGACACAAGCAUGGUGUAUCCGAAUUCCAGCAACAAGUGGAGGUUCUUGGGAUAUGCUUUAAUAAAAUCAAUCCUUGGUCGUUGGACCAGCUGACACGAAAUAACGGUCCUAUGGUGAUUGGCUGA